Molecule: messenger RNA, 399 nt
Organism: Dryobates pubescens (Downy woodpecker)
Lineage: Eukaryota; Metazoa; Chordata; Aves; Piciformes; Picidae
Product: activated RNA polymerase II transcriptional coactivator p15
Exons: 4
Coding region: 1-399 (132 amino acids)
Biological process (GO): positive regulation of transcription initiation by RNA polymerase II
Cellular component (GO): transcription regulator complex; nucleus
Molecular function (GO): DNA binding; transcription coactivator activity
Source: RefSeq, a predicted model, not a curated record
AUGCCCAAGGCCAAGGACUUGGUGGGGACGAGCAGCUCAGAGAGCAGCCCGGAGGAAGAGGAGGAGGAGGAGGAAGAGGAGGAGGGCAAGAAAAGAAAGAAAGAGAUGGCUUCCAAGUCAGAGAAAAGGCAGAAAACAGAGGCCAAACCUUCAAGAGAGGCAGAAAAACCUUCAGGACAAGGCAGUGAAGAGGAGGAGGGCAUGUUCCAGAUUGGGAAGAUGCGCUAUGUCAGAGUGUCCUGCUUCAAGGGGAAGGUCCUCGUGGACGUCAGGGAGUUCUACACUGACAAGAAUGGUGAAAAGAAACCGGGGAGGAAAGGGAUUGCCCUGUCUGCUGAACAGUGGAACCAGCUGAAGGAGAUUAUUCCUGAGAUUGAUGCUGCAGUCAAGAAAUUAUAG